Ictalurus furcatus (blue catfish) is the source of this 4370-nucleotide messenger RNA. It is a transcript of the gene atp1a3a, whose product is annotated as ATPase Na+/K+ transporting subunit alpha 3a. Lineage: Eukaryota; Metazoa; Chordata; Actinopteri; Siluriformes; Ictaluridae. Gene Ontology annotation, molecular function: ATP binding; P-type sodium:potassium-exchanging transporter activity; ATP hydrolysis activity. Gene Ontology annotation, biological process: potassium ion import across plasma membrane; intracellular sodium ion homeostasis; intracellular potassium ion homeostasis. Gene Ontology annotation, cellular component: membrane. The coding region runs from base 209 to 3283 and encodes 1024 amino acids. The transcript has 22 exons. The record is from RefSeq and is a predicted model, not a curated record.
GCGCGGAGUGAGCGGCUGUGACGCGGCGCUUGCGGCGGAGGGAUCACAUCACAGCACUUUAUUAUCAGCAUCAGGGCUCGCGCCUGUUUCAGUGCUCUUCCUCAGUGCGCUCUGCUUCCUGCACCGUGUCCUUCUGACGCGACAUCCUCGACCUCUACAUCUUUAUUUCUGAUCGACUGAAAAUAAACGCCGUUUGAUCACCGCUGAAAUGGGGUAUGGGCGGUCAGACAGCUACCGCGUGGCAACCACGAAGGACAAUGACAAUGAUGAGAAGGAGUCUCCCAAGAAGAAGGGAGGGAAAGAUCUUGAUGACCUGAAGAAAGAGGUGCCACUGACGGAGCAUAAGAUGUCCAUUGAGGAAGUAUGCCAAAAGUUCAACACUGAUAUUGUGCAGGGUCUAACAAAUGCUAAAGCAGCUGAGUAUCUGACCCGGGAUGGUCCAAACGCACUCACUCCUCCACCCACUACCCCAGAGUGGGUUAAGUUUUGCCGCCAGCUCUUUGGUGGAUUCUCUAUCCUGCUGUGGAUUGGAGCCAUCCUCUGCUUCCUGGCCUAUGCCAUCCAGGCGGCCACAGAAGACGAACCAGCUGGAGACAACUUGUACCUGGGCAUCGUCUUAUCUGCUGUGGUCAUCAUUACCGGCUGCUUCUCCUACUUCCAGGACGCUAAGAGCUCAAAGAUCAUGGAGUCGUUCAAAAAUAUGGUGCCCCAGCAAGCAUUAGUAAUCCGUGAGGGUGAAAAGCUGCAGAUUAAUGCUGAGGAGGUGGUAGCUGGAGAUUUGGUGGAGGUGAAAGGAGGAGACAGAAUCCCUGCUGACCUAAGGAUCAUCUCUGCUCAUGGUUGCAAGGUUGACAACUCCUCACUGACGGGUGAAUCAGAGCCUCAGACCAGGUCACCUGACUGCACCCAUGACAACCCCCUGGAGACCCGCAACAUUGCCUUUUUCUCAACCAACUGUGUUGAAGGUACGGCGCGCGGCAUUGUGGUGUGCACUGGUGAUCGAACGGUCAUGGGUCGCAUUGCCACACUGACCUCCGGCCUUGAGACGGGCAAGACCCCCAUCGCCAAAGAGAUUGAGCACUUCAUCCACAUCAUCACAGGCGUGGCAGUUUUCCUGGGACUCACCUUUUUCAUCCUGUCCAUCGUCUUAGGCUACUCCUGGUUGGAGGCUGUCAUCUUCCUCAUUGGCAUCAUUGUGGCAAAUGUGCCUGAAGGACUCCUAGCCACUGUCACUGUAUGUCUGACCCUUACAGCUAAACGCAUGGCACGUAAAAAUUGCCUGGUGAAGAACCUUGAAGCUGUUGAGACUUUGGGUUCCACUUCCACCAUCUGCUCAGAUAAGACUGGCACCCUGACACAGAACCGCAUGACUGUCGCCCAUAUGUGGUUCGAUAAUCAGAUCCACGAGGCUGACACUACUGAGGACCAGUCUGGAACAUCCUUUGAUAAAACAUCUGUGACAUGGGUGUCACUGGCCCGUGUGGCAUCACUCUGUAAUAGGGCAGUGUUUAAGGCAGGGCAGGAGUCUCUGCCAAUUCUCAAGAGGGAUGUUGCCGGUGAUGCUUCUGAAUCAGCUCUGCUGAAGUGUAUCGAGCUCUCCUGUGGCUCGGUCAAAGCCAUGAGGGACAAGAACAAGAAGGUGGCUGAGAUUCCCUUUAACUCGACUAACAAGUACCAGCUUUCAGUGCAUGAGACAGAGGAGACAGAUGAUAACUCCUACCUGCUGGUAAUGAAGGGGGCACCAGAGCGUAUUCUGGAACGUUGUUCCACCAUUAUGGUGCAGGGUAAAGAGCAGCCUAUGGAUGAGGAGAUGAAGGAGGCCUUCCAGAAUGCCUAUUUGGAGUUGGGAGGACUGGGAGAGAGAGUCCUGGGUUUCUGCCAUUUGUUUUUGCCUGAGGACCAGUACCCUAAAGGGUUUGCUUUUGAUACAGAUGAUGUGAACUUCCAGACAGAUAAUCUUUGUUUUGUGGGUAUGAUGUCUAUGAUCGACCCUCCGCGUGCUGCGGUGCCUGAUGCUGUGGGCAAAUGCAGAUCGGCUGGCAUUAAAGUCAUCAUGGUGACAGGUGACCACCCAAUCACAGCCAAGGCCAUUGCCAAGGGAGUAGGUAUCAUCUCUGAAGGCACAGAGACAGUGGAGGAUAUCGCUGCCCGUCUUAAUAUCCCUGUUAGCCAGGUUAACCCCAGGGAUGCCAAAGCAUGUGUGAUCCAUGGCUCUGAUCUGAAGGAUCUGACCCAUGAGCAGAUGGAUGAUAUUCUGAGGAACCACACUGAGAUUGUCUUUGCCAGGACCUCCCCACAACAGAAGCUCAUCAUUGUAGAGGGCUGCCAGAGACAGGGUGCCAUUGUGGCUGUGACUGGCGAUGGUGUAAAUGACUCUCCAGCUUUGAAGAAGGCAGACAUUGGUGUGGCCAUGGGCAUCUCAGGCUCAGAUGUUUCCAAACAGGCAGCUGACAUGAUCCUGCUAGAUGACAACUUUGCCUCCAUUGUCACUGGUGUGGAAGAGGGGCGUCUGAUCUUUGAUAACCUAAAGAAAUCAAUCGCUUACACCUUGACAAGCAACAUUCCUGAAAUCACUCCCUUUCUGUUCUUCAUUUUGGUUAACAUUCCUCUUCCUCUUGGGACCAUCACCAUUCUGUGCAUUGACCUGGGUACUGACAUGGUGCCUGCCAUCUCCUUAGCCUAUGAAGCAGCAGAGAGCGACAUCAUGAAGCGCCAGCCCCGUAACCCUCUGAGAGACAAGCUGGUUAAUGAGCGUCUCAUCAGCAUUGCCUAUGGACAGAUAGGGAUGAUUCAGGCUCUAGGAGGUUUCUUUGCCUACUUUGUGAUCAUGGCUGAGAAUGGUUUCUUGCCCUCCGUGCUGGUGGGCAUUCGGCUUAACUGGGAUGAUCGGUCCAACAAUGACCUGGAGGACAGCUACGGCCAACAAUGGACCUAUGAGCAGAGGAAAAUCGUGGAGUUCACCUGUCAUACAGCUUUCUUCGUGAGCAUUGUGGUAGUGCAGUGGGCCGAUGUCAUAAUCUGCAAGACCCGUCGCAACUCUGUGUUCCAGCAGGGCAUGAAGAAUAAGAUUCUGAUCUUUGGCCUUUUUGAGGAGACAGCUUUAGCUGCAUUCCUUUCUUAUUGCCCAGGCAUGGACGUGGCCCUGAGAAUGUACCCACUGAAGCCCAGUUGGUGGUUCUGUGCAUUUCCGUACAGCUUCCUCAUCUUUGUUUAUGAUGAAAUUCGAAAACUCAUCUUGCGCAGAAACCCAGGAGGUUGGAUUGAGAGAGAGACCUACUAUUAAAUCAUCACUUCGUCCUAUACGUUUCAUUCUGUUCCUAUUUGCCUGCACAGCUUCCCUUCUCUCCCUCGCUCCCUCUCUCUCUCUCGCUCUCUCUAACUAACAACUAAAAGAGAAUAAGCAAAACCAGACCAUAAUAAAACCUUAUCGUAUUGCCUUCUUUCAAGAAAUAAAAAAAAGAAUUACAAAGAUGCCAAUAAGAUGUUAGAACCAACAGUGAUAGAGGGAAUGAGGUUGCUCUCCUGUCUCUCUGUUCACUUUUUUUUUCUACUGUGACCAAAACAUUACAGCUGAUUUUCUGCCAGUCUCUUCUCCAUGCUGUUUACUGCUAUCGUUCAACACUGUCAAUGUUGUACUGAAUACUAGUGACACUAAUAAUUCUUGUUGUAAUUUAAGUCGUGACCAACUUAGGACGCAAAUGUCCUGUGCAUACACUGCCACUUAUUUAUAUGUCCUUCACUCUCUCUUUUAACUACUCUCCUCCCUCCCUGCAUCCUUCUUGUUUCCCUCUGCUCAAAUAUAAGUGUAAUUAAAUGACAGUUACUGCAUUUCAGUAGUCUAAGAAAUGAACAGCACCGUCAUCUCUGGUCUAUUUCUCUUUUUCAAUACCCCCAUAACUCUCCCCCAGACUGCUGUCGCUCUCUCCCUUUCUCUCUCACUCUCUCUCUCUCUCUCUCUCUCUCUCUCUCUCUCUCUGCCUUUUCUUUCUGACACUGUGUUGUUGUUUUUGUUACUUUUAUGUUCAGAGUGGCUCUGAGUGCUGUCUGUUUUUUUUUCCUCCUUCUUACACAACAAGCACAUUGCUAUCCUCUCCAUACCAUCCAAACAACUACCCCCUUGCCCUGCACUGACCUAACAUCCCUCCCUCUCUGUUUGGAUGUCUGUUUGUGAAUAACCCCUUCAGAAACCCACCUCUCCCUCUCUCCUUUCAAGAAAUGAAGAAAAUACCGUCUUUGUGUGUUUUAGGAAUCCAGUUUCAUUCUUUAAAUAAGUGGGGAAAAUAGAUGAAAAAAUUAAAUAAGGCUAUGUACCUUACCUGCAAAAGAGCAGCAAGAAAAUGAAAUAAAAAAGAAGAACCUCUCUUUUUUCA